UCCUGGCAUCUCACUACACCUUGGUGGCCACAGUUCUGCAGAGAUGGGAGGAGGGAUACGUUGGCUAAGAUGGUCUGGGGUGCGUGCAUGUGUGUGUGUGUGUGUUUUCUCCCUAUGAAGAGAAUUUCUGGCUGGCAUGAGGAAGGGACUGUGGGCUGUUUGGGAAAACCAUGCCCAAGAUGCAAACCUCUCAGUCCAACCAGUUCCAAAAGUUGAGACAUAUGUCGGGCAGACGUUGAUAGAGCACAGAGGUUAGUGCUUGGCCUCUCUCACCUCAGGCAAAACAUAGUCCAUCUUUGAAGCCUCAGCUUGCUGCUCUGUAGAAUGGGGCUAAGAGUUGUAGGUAUUAGAUCCAUAGAACUCAUGACACAUACGAAGUGCAAUGCUGGAGAGGUGUGAGUGCUCCUAGGGUGAGGCCACAGGAGUGUCACUAUCCAGGUAAAAGGGAACACUAGCUCCAAAACUGAGGGAAUGAUACAGUUGACAGAAUAAAUUGCCUCCCGUUUACAGCCCAGAAACUUCCAAAGGUCUCUCUUACCAGUAAGUUUGCUUUGGUCUCAGCAUUUCUGUUCAAGUCAAGCAGGUCCCCCUGGAGGUUUACCCCAGGGAACGAUGUAGGUGUGUGGUCACUAAACAACGAAAAAGGGCCAUUACGGUGGACUUUUUUUAUUUGGAUACAGGAGGUUCAUUCCAACGUCAGGACCUUUGCACAUGCUGUCUCUGCUGCCUGGGACACAAUUCUAUUAACCUGGAGCGGCUGCCAAUGAGCUCCGCCGAGUAGCAGAGGGGGCAGGGCCAGCUCUUAAAGGAACCGCGACCUCUUAGCAGACCGGAGGGUGACCCGGAUGAUGGCGGCCGGAGCGGCCCUGGCCUUGGCACUAUGGCUACUACUGCCGCCGGUGGGGGUUGGGGGGGCAGGGCCCCCACCGAUCCAGGACGGCGAGUUCACGUUCCUGCUGCCUGCGGGGAGGAAGCAGUGUUUCUACCAGUCUGCGCCGGCCAACGCAAGCCUCGAGACCGAGUACCAGGUGAUCGGAGGUGCUGGGCUGGACGUGGAUUUCACGCUGGAGAGCCCUCAGGGCGUGCUGCUCAUCAGCGAGUCCCGCAAGGCAGAUGGGGUGCACACGGUGGAGCCCACGGAAGCUGGGGACUACAAGCUGUGCUUUGACAACUCCUUCAGCACAAUUUCUGAGAAGCUGGUGUUCUUCGAACUCAUUUUUGACAGCCUGCAGGAUGACGAGGAGGUCGAGGGCUGGGCAGAGGCUGUGGAGCCUGAGGAGAUGCUGGAUGUCAAGAUGGAGGACAUCAAGGAGUCCAUCGAGACCAUGAAGACCCGGCUGGAACGUAGCAUCCAGAUGCUGACGCUCCUGCGGGCCUUUGAGGCACGUGACCGCAACCUGCAGGAGGGCAACCUGGAGCGGGUCAACUUCUGGUCCGCGGUGAACGUGGCAGUGCUGUUGCUGGUGGCCGUGCUCCAGGAGCCAGGCUGGAAACCCUUGUUGGCUUGGCUGACAGGCCUGGGCCCUCCUGGAGGGACAGCUCAGUGGCUGCACCUGCUUUCCUGGAAAUUGUGCAUGGACGGGGAGGGCACUGCAGCAUUUGAAUGUGACCCCUGGAUAUUCUGGCCCCUUGCCGUGUCCCCUCCGGUAAAUGUGUGUGCCUUAGCCCGAGUCCCAGCCUGCACGGGCACUGCUUGGUGUAGGAUGGGGCCCAGGAAGCAAACUCUCCCUUCCCUUCCCUCCUGGCCUUUUGAGCCAGGGUACGGUGGGAGGGGUCUUGCUGCUUGUGGGACCCCACGCCUUCCUUUGUCUCCCUGUUGCCCCACCAGAGGCCUGUUGCUGCUGCUGGGGGCGGCUUCCAGGCUUGGCGGGGGGGCGCCUGCUUAUGCCAGGGGCUGGGAAGGAGACACGGUUGCGGUGUUCUUGCCAGGACAGUCACUUUAUUGAGAGGAAGGAGCCCAGCCCCUCAGCCCAGCGCGGGGUGGGCUCUGUGUGAGGUCUGGUAACAGAACUCUAGGAGUGGGGGGGCCUGCAUGACCACCCGCCCCUCCUGCUCUCUGCAAAGGCCCCGGGCAGGGCUGAGGGGUGGCCCAGCCAAAGCUUGCGCAGGAGCCUCACGGAACAAAGGGCGGUCUGGCCUGGGCACUGGAGUCAAUAAAUUAUGGUCAGAAAAUCA
Callorhinus ursinus (northern fur seal) is the source of this 2175-nucleotide messenger RNA. Lineage: Eukaryota; Metazoa; Chordata; Mammalia; Carnivora; Otariidae. The record is from RefSeq and is a predicted model, not a curated record.